GUAUUUCCGUCUACCAUCCAAAAUACAGUCCAGCUCUUUCCUUUUAUUUCUCUGUACCACACGUCGUGAAGUUGCUCUAAACGGCAGCACAGCUCAUCUCAGCAUCGAGUUUCAGCUUUCACCUUUGACAUGCGGAAUUGGCGUGAUACAACAGUGGAGAAACAUACUUUUUCUUAAUUAGUUGAAUUAAAUUAGUAUUGUAAUCGAAACAAACUUUUCUACAAGUAGAUAUUAAUAGUGUGGUUUUGCUUAGCUUACAUUUAAACCAAGCAAAGCAUUCUGGCUUUCUUUCUGCUUUUGCUUAAGGUGGAUCCUACAUUUCCCAUAAUGCUAUUUGAUAGCAUCUUGCUCACAUCUUUCAGACUCCUAGCUUCUUAAUCUCAAGCCAGAUCUGUCAAAUCAGAUUUGACAAAGGUCCUUUACUGAAUAGUAGUCCCCAUGACAAGUAAGCUGUCGUUCACAAAAUUGUUGGGUGUAUUAUGAAAAAUGUGACAAACACACAACAGUUUAUGUAAGUGGGUGUUUGUCGUGACUUUGCAAGCUUGCAUUCCCAGCAGGCUUUUCUUUCUCAACACUUUGCACAGUCUGGGCACAUUAGUAACACCUUGCAUGAGAUUUCUCAUUUAUGCUUUCCUUGCAUCACCUGUUUACUGAAUAGUGUACAGUUGCAUCAGUGGGAUGAAUGUUCAGCUGGGAUCAGCUUAGCUUUUUACCCCCCAGCAUGAAUCAUAAAUGAGAAAAAUGUGAAUGCAGUCUCAGGUCAGCGGCUUAGGGAAUUUAUAAGACAAAAGUUUUUAUAAUGCUACAACUCUGAAUAUUGGUUUGUGCAUUCUUGGCACAAAAAGUGAUUUUCAAAUGGCAAUUUCAAGAAAAGUUCUGCAGGCAUGUUUUUCAUCAAUUGAGAGCCCUGAAGGCAAGGACAGUCCCCCUCAUACACUAAUUACUCAAACGCUUGAAAAUAUGGCAGUAAAGUCAAUAAUAUUUGUCCCAGCACCAUGUAUAACUCGGUCUACGUGGACAUAAUCCCAACCCUAGCUAACUCAGCCUAAACACGCCCUUUAGUACAAAUCUAGAUUGUCCAAUCACUGAAGACGUCUCAGCAACUCUAUUUGGAAUUGCUGCCCAAUCACAGCUUAUCUUGGACAGCACGGUGAGGGAAGGCUAGCCGAUGUCCCCUCACACUGGCCCAAUCCGAACAAUGGCAAGAGUCCCUGUAGAGUUUGUUUUUAAGCCCUUGGCCCUGAUGAUCUGGAGCUACAUGCAGGAACGUUCUGCAGGUGGUGAAGCACAAUAGGGCUGCAGGACAUCGUGAACCCCAUUGAGGUAAGAUGAGUUGAUGUGAUGCCUGGUUAUGUGUUCUGUAUGCUGAUGGAGAAUAAAUGAGUUUUGGUGCCUUAAACCUGAGAAAUUCUGUGACUGGCAUUCUUUAGGGGUCAAAAUGUACAAAAAUUAAAUGUGGUUAAUAAAACUAACUCCUUUAUUCUGCUUUCUUUCACAUAGUGCUACAGCUUCUUUUUCCAGCUGUAGAACGUCUUCGUCACAAUGUCCAACACCACGAUGAACCCCGCCACUGGACUCUACAUGAACAGUACCAGCCCCGAUGACCUCCGUGGACCUCCGUUAUGGUACGAGGUCACCGCGUGUGCCAUGGCCCCUUAUGGCUUCAUCUUUUAUUAUGCAGUCAAGGUGCUAAACCUGGUUGUGGGGACUCCCUGUAACAUCCUGGUCAUCUGGCAGAUCGCCAGCAAAAAGAAUGAUGCAUCCAGCUCUGACAUCUUCAUCUUUAACCUGGCAAUCCUGGAUGCUUACUUCUGCCUGAUGACGCCUGUAGACAUGGUGAACCGACUGCUGUUGGAUGACAGUCGUGUUUGGUAUUUUCAGAGUUUUGCAUACGGGGUCAAGGAUGUAGCACCGCUCUUUCUGGUGUGCAUCUGUCUGGACCGUUACAUAGCCGUGGUACACCCACUACUUUUUACCAACAUCCGUGACAACAGGAUCCGCCUUGGCAUUUCAGUCGUGGUCUGGUGUCUCGUCCUGGCUUAUGGUGGCACCGAAUGCAUCUUGGGAUACAUAACGGUCAACGAAGUCUUCAGCUGUGUCAUCCUCUUUGCCUUUGCAGUCAUGGUCUUGUGCAACAUCGCCAUCAUCUGGGUCCUCCGCCGCUCUGUGAUGGGAAAGGAGGAAAUGCACCCUGUGAAGAAGAAGGCCUUUAAGAUGGUGCUGAUUAUCCUGGCCAUCAUCGUAGUCAACUACCUGCCAUCUGUGGCUCUCAUGCCCUUUGCUUCCUACUACUCAUUUGUGACUUUACAUUGUCAAAUCGGCGUCAGUGUGUUCUCCAUGAUGGACCUGAGCAGCAGCAUUGAGCCUCUCCUCUACAUCACGAAAAUGGAGCAUGUAGACGGUUGGUGCUGCAGGUGGAGUGGUUCUAAGAAGCAGCAAAACGGCAAGGAGUGA
This is a messenger RNA of Monopterus albus (swamp eel), 2454 nucleotides long. Its product is annotated as P2Y purinoceptor 1-like. Gene Ontology annotation, cellular component: plasma membrane. The transcript has 2 exons. The coding region runs from base 1543 to 2454 and encodes 303 amino acids. Gene Ontology annotation, biological process: phospholipase C-activating G protein-coupled receptor signaling pathway; positive regulation of Rho protein signal transduction. Gene Ontology annotation, molecular function: G protein-coupled receptor activity. Lineage: Eukaryota; Metazoa; Chordata; Actinopteri; Synbranchiformes; Synbranchidae. The record is from RefSeq and is a predicted model, not a curated record.